AUGAUGACACCCUUUUUAGCCUUGCCGACACACGAAGUGAAUCGAAUUACAAGACGAAAGACCAGUUGCCUUCGUGUAUGUACCAGUGAGAUUACACCCAAUGCUGCUGGUUGGGAAGCGCUGCUAAUGCUGCAUCGGAUUUUUCUGCUCGGUGUUACUAUGUCUAUGAUCGUGUUCUUGGUCUUCGUGCGUAGUAUGAGCGACCCGUUGGUGGGUAGUGCGAGGGCGACGAUUGCAGUGACAAAGAGCAUCAUUAACGUACGGUGUCCGAUAUCACCAUCAAGAACAUGCCCUUCAUACUUCAGCGUCGUCACCUGCAAGAACACGACUCUCACUGCUCUCACGAUCGACGCUAGAGCAGGGUAUGGUAUCGCCAAGAACACGGCUGGUUUUGGCUUGACCAUGAACGACCAUGUCCCGAUUACAAGAACACGAUCUACAACCAAGACGAUUGUCGUUCGAUGCAGUCUAGUACCAAUACCGUCUUCAGCGACAACUAUUGUUGUGGCGAUCAUGGUGUUUCAGUCGGAUCUUGUGGUGGAAACUCCGCUGACAAACAACGAUUCAGGCUACGUGAAUCAUCAGCUCAAGACAGUGAAGAAAGCCGUCGUUAUCCACUCGGACUACAGUAGGACCAACGGAGGCCUACAGAGUGCCGCCAAUAGUCAAGUUCAGAUCACUUUCUUCUUUAAUCUGUUCGAGCGUGACACAUGUAACAAAAAGGCUAACGCAUUUUAUGCUUGA
Peronospora farinosa is the source of this 744-nucleotide messenger RNA. NCBI's taxonomy places the organism in Eukaryota, Oomycota, Peronosporomycetes, Peronosporales, Peronosporaceae. The record is from the annotation of a GenBank genome assembly.